CUUUCCGCCAACCAGGCUCAAUGCUCUGCCGACAACGCUGCCUGCAAGGGUGCUUGCGAGGAGUCUUACAACACAUGCAGAACCACCCGUGGACCCGACGGCCUCUCAGCCAACAUGGCCCAGUGUGCUUCUGAGUACGCCGGCUGCCUCGGCGAGAACCCUUUCGACAAGCGCUCAGCCCCUGCCUCUGCCUUU
Aureobasidium namibiae CBS 147.97 is the source of this 195-nucleotide messenger RNA. RefSeq lists its product as uncharacterized. Lineage: Eukaryota; Fungi; Ascomycota; Dothideomycetes; Dothideales; Saccotheciaceae. The transcript has a single exon. The record is from RefSeq and is a predicted model, not a curated record. The annotation marks the transcript as partial.